Molecule: messenger RNA, 663 nt
Organism: Lodderomyces orthopsilosis Co 90-125
Lineage: Eukaryota; Fungi; Ascomycota; Pichiomycetes; Serinales; Debaryomycetaceae
Exons: 1
Coding region: 1-663 (220 amino acids)
Biological process (GO): microtubule-based process
Cellular component (GO): cytoplasm; nucleus
Source: RefSeq, a predicted model, not a curated record
AUGGAGAGGUUGCAAUUAAAGAUUACGGAGAAUAGAGAUGUUAUAAGGAAGUCAGAAUUUUUCAAUGAGAUUAAAUCGUCAAUAGACGUACCUUUUACAAGAAUACGGUGUCUCGCUUUGGGCUCACCGUCGCAAAGCUCCGAUGCUAGAUAUCAAUAUGCAUUACUCUUAGAGUUGAUCGAUUUGUUGGGUGUCAAAGAAGUCUCCCUCUACGAUCCGGUAUUUACGGAGGAGGACAAACAGUUGUUUGGUGGUUAUAAAGUUGAAGAAACGUUCAAUCAACCGCAAGACAAAACUGUUCUUUUUUAUAUACCCCAUUUACCCCUUGAGGUUAUGGAGCAGGUAGUUAAUAAUGAAAAGCCAGUGUACUUCCUAGGUAAUGAUGUGAUUGCUCACACUGACCGGUUAACAAAGAAAAAACUAGCGGAACUAUACCCUAGUAUGGCCAUAAUGGUGCAAUACUUGGACAAAGGUAAGUUUGAUGAUGGGUUUACAAAAGUUACAAAAAGUCGAAAAAAAUAUAAGGAGCCAGAGAUCACAUACGACUUCGACUCUGUUUACUUUAACAACGUUAAGAUUAUCCGUUACCUACACAAUUUUAACAAAAGUGAUCCCUGGGGAAAUUCAUUCUCGGAUUUAGCACUACAUAAGCUCAUUAUAUAA